UCCAACUCACUCUGACAUUCCCCCUCCGUGCACCACUUAAACAAAUUACACACUAUCUUUGUCUGUGCUCAGAGCCAGUAGUGUCAGUGUGUGGACUCCUUUGGGACGUAGAGUUUUAAAAUGAAGAGGGAGAGCAGGUUGAUCUGUUGGAUCUGGUGGGUUUUGAUUGUGACUGCCUUGUUCUUAAUGGGCUUCAUCAUAGGCUGGUUUGCAAAGCCCACGCAAAUGAACACUGAGAAUGAGAAAGCCUCCAGCCAGUAUCUGAGGGAGUUUUUAGAUGAAAUGAAGACAGACCAGAUCAGAGAACAUCUCAGAAAAUUUACCCGCCUCCCCCACCUGGCUGGCACAGAGCAGAACCUGAAAUACGCAGAGCAGAUCAAAGGGGAGUGGCAGCAGUUUGGAUUAGACUCGGUGGAGAUGGUGCCCUAUGACGUCCUUUUGUCCUAUCCAAACGAGUCUCGGCCCAACUACAUCUCAAUAGUUGACCAGCGUGGACAUGAGAUUUAUAACACUUCACUGGCAGAGCCCAUUCCACCUGGUUAUGAAGACAUUUCCAACAUUGUGCCUCCAUACAGUGCUUAUUCUGCCAAAGGACAACCUCAGGGGGAGUUGGUGUAUGUGAACUACGGCCGAACCGAGGACUUCUUCCAGCUACAGAGGGAAAUGGGAAUCAACGUAACCGGGAAGAUUGUCAUCGUCAGAUAUGGCAAAAUAUUCAGAGGCAAUAAAGUAAAAAAUGCCAUGUUGGCCGGAGCAAAGGGGAUCAUUAUGUUCUCUGACCCAGCAGAUUACUGGGCUGCUGGAGUCCAAGCCUACCCCGAUGGCUGGAACAUUCCUGGUGGAGGAGUUCAGAGAGGAAAUGUUCUCAACCUGAAUGGAGCUGGAGACCCACUCACACCAGGUUAUCCUGCCAAAGAAUACACCUACAGAUUCAGCUUGGAGGACGCAGUGGGACUCCCCAACAUUCCGGUGCAUCCAAUCGGCUUCCAUGAUGCAAUUCACCUGCUGAAGUACGGUUUUAUAAAUGACAUUGCAAACAGUACGUUGUUUGCAAUGUCAAGGAACAUGGGAGGACAGAUUCCACCCGACAGCUGGAAGGGAGCUCUAAAUGUCUCCUACAGGACUGGCCCGGGCUUUGUAGAUGACCACAGGACCCAGUCGGUGCGUAUGAACAUCCACAGUGACAACAAGGUAACCAGGAUAUACAACGUCAUUGGAAAGAUCCGAGGAGCUCUGGAGCCAGACAGAUAUGUGAUCCUGGGUGGGCACCGCGACGCCUGGGUGUUCGGCGGGAUAGAUCCCAUGUCUGGUGCUGCAGUGGUCCACGAAACUGUGAGAAGUGCUGGCAAGCUGCUGGGAAAAGGCUGGAGGCCCAGGAGGACUAUAGUUUUUGCCAGCUGGGAUGCAGAGGAGUUCGGACUACUGGGAUCUACAGAAUGGGCAGAGGACAAUGCCAAGCUGCUACAGGAGAGAGCCGUGGCUUACAUCAAUGCAGACUCCGCCAUAGAGGGUAUGUACACUCUGAGGGUUGACUGCACUCCAUCGCUGCACACUCUGGUGUACGACCUCACAAAGCAGGUAGUCAGUCCAGAAGAUGGAGAGGAGGGAAUUUCUUUGUAUGAGAGUUGGCAUAGGAGGGACAACUGGACCAGUGACCGUGAUGCACCCAGGAUCAGCAAACUGGGGUCAGGCAGUGAUUUUGAGGCCUAUUUUAUUCGUUUGGGAAUUGCAGCAGGCAGAGCAAGAUACACCAAGAACAAGAAAACAGAGCGAUACAGCAGCUAUCCAGUCUACCACAGUGUGUAUGAAACCUUUGAGAUCGUGGAGAAGUUUUACGACCCGUCAUUCAAGAGGCUACGGACGGUGGCCCAAGUAAGAGGCGGGCUAAUUUUCCUUUUGGCUGAUUCUCUGCUGCUCCCUCUUGAUGCUAACGAGUAUGCAGACUCACUGAGGAAAUACGCAGAGAGGAUCGCACAGCUGGCGCAGAGGAACCCAGAGCAGAUGGAGACGUACCAGGUGUCCUUUGAUCCUCUUUUUUCUGCCGUGCAGAACUUCUCAGUUGCAGCCAGGGAUUUCCAUGAGCGCCUGCAGACCCUCAACAGAGAAGAUCCUCUACAGGUCCGGAUCAUAAAUGAUCAACUCAUGUACCUCGAGAGAGCCUUUAUUGACCCUCUUGGCUUACCUGGAAGACCAUUUUACAGGCACGUGAUUUUUGCUCCAAGCAGCCAUAACAAAUAUGCUGGGGAGUCUUUCCCUGGGAUCUACGACGCAUUGUUUGACAUCGAGCAUUCAGCUGACCAAGAGAAGGCCUGGCAGGAAGUCAAGCGACAGAUAAGCAUAGCUGCAUUCACCGUCCAAGCUGCUGCCAUGACUCUGACAACACCGGCAUGAAUUGCAGAUUUAGACUACGUGACCUGGGGGUUUUUCUAGUGGAAGGAUGUGAGGAAACAGCAUCCGCUACCUUCAACACUCUUAUAUACAGUGCCGAUUCUAGAUUUUACUGUCAUUUUACCCUGACAUUAGUAUGUACUGUGAUUGGCCAGUUAUUCCUUUAGAGAUUAGAAGAACUUUUUUGGCCUUAGAAAAUCAAUUCACCCGCCCUAGUACGGGCAGAUAAGAACGUAGGCUAUGGAUGAAGUUAAAUGUCAGAGAAUGUCAACAAUGUCAAGUUCCAUUGAGAUAUUAUAUUCUGAUCAUUUAUUUAAUAGUUUGUGCUCACCAUGGUAAAAUGAUAUACAAUGUGAAAAUGGUUGUUCCUUGUUGCAAAAAUAUUUCAGAUUCCCAGUGCUUCGGGGAAGGUUUAUUUUAAUUCUAAAGGAAAAAGUGUGCUUUUUAACCCUGUCACUGUGACUUUCUAACCCACUUGGAUGUCAUUUGGCAGGGAGACAAGCGCACAAGCAGCUCGUUUCAUCCUAAAUAUCAAUAAGCUUAGGAUUUUCUUUGCGUGAUUUUCAAAUAGUCUUCAACAAUGUCAAAGGGCUAAAUGUAAAUACUCAGCACAGCCACAGCAUGUUCCCUACACUGCGACCUGUAAUACGGUCAUACACUUUCUUUUGUUCACAGAGGUCAGGGAAAAAAUUGAAAAUAAAUAAGACAUUUGACAAAUGAUCUGAUUUACAGCAGAGGGACCUUUAAGCUAGUCGUCGACUCUUUGGAACUCUGGCCAGCUUCAGGCCAGCUCAUAUAUCCUACUCAACCUUCUUGAUGGAGGCCUCUCUACUCCUGAGGCCAUCAAGUAGAUUGUUCCUGCUCAUUGUGUAUGCAGUUAGCCUUUUUCUGUUGGAGAACGUUAAUUCCACAAGGGGGCGCCAAAGUUAAAUCCCUUCAAAGAUGAAAGACGCUGACCAUACAUCCUUUACUAUCCAUCCAUCCAUUACCUAUAUCCCUUAUUCCUUGCUGGAUAGCACAGGGGCUGGAGCCUAUCCCAGGGCAAGAGGUGGGGGUUCACCCCGGACAGGUGGUCAGUCCGUCACAGAAGGACACAGAGAAAAACAAACACACAGAUGGUGGGAGGAAGCCAGAGGAAACCCACCCAGACACCUGGAGAACAUGCAAACUCCACACAGAA
Menidia menidia (Atlantic silverside) is the source of this 3568-nucleotide messenger RNA. Lineage: Eukaryota; Metazoa; Chordata; Actinopteri; Atheriniformes; Atherinopsidae. The record is from the annotation of a GenBank genome assembly.